AUGAUAACAUCCUCCAUUAACUCUACGCGACACCAUGCACAAGAAAUCAUAAAUAAAUUAACUUUAAUUAAGUUAUCGUCGAUGGAAACUGAAAAUUUUGAAAAUAAACACUAUAAACAAUUUGUCAAUUAUCUUCAAGUGUCACGAAAAUAUAUUCAUCUGAUUGAAAAUGAAGAAAAUUAUCAAACUGAACAUGUUCAGAGUAAAACGAAACUUCAUUUAAACGAUGAUCAAAAACGUUAUUUAGUUGCUUCGAUCAAUGAUGAACAAUUUCAAAUAUUUGAUAAGAUAACAAUCAAUUUCAUUCAUUAUUCUACAAUGAAUUAUGGUGCGGAGAAAACGUUUAAUGAUACAUGUAUUUUAUAUCUAUCAAAUAAUGAAUUAUUUGUCGGAUUUAUUAUUCGUAUAAUACAAACAAUCAAAAGCAAUCAAAGUUUUAUUCAAAUUCAACGAGUAAAUUUAACCGAUCAAGUAAAAACAACUGUAAAUGAAAACAUUGUCAAAUACCUAAAAACACAUUGUGAUGAAGAACAAUUGAAAAAAUUUCUCCCACAUGUUAAAUUAUUACCCUAG
Messenger RNA from Didymodactylos carnosus, 573 nucleotides. The record is from the annotation of a GenBank genome assembly. Lineage: Eukaryota; Metazoa; Rotifera; Eurotatoria; Philodinida; Philodinidae.